Trematomus bernacchii (emerald rockcod) is the source of this 5131-nucleotide messenger RNA. RefSeq names its product F-box protein 10 (gene fbxo10). The coding region runs from base 1149 to 4091 and encodes 980 amino acids. Gene Ontology annotation, molecular function: protein binding. The transcript is spliced from 11 exons. The record is from RefSeq and is a predicted model, not a curated record. Gene Ontology annotation, biological process: ubiquitin-dependent protein catabolic process; regulation of apoptotic process; protein ubiquitination. Lineage: Eukaryota; Metazoa; Chordata; Actinopteri; Perciformes; Nototheniidae.
ACUUGUUUCCAGAAUUGCUAUUGCUUCACGUAUCAGAUUGGUAGAGAUUAUAACCAGUAGACAUAAUAAAUAAUACAAGUUUGUAAUAAUAACAAAGUUCUGAUAUACAAUCUGGACAACAACAUUUCAGACAGUGUUUUUUGUUUCAUGGAGGCAGCGUCCCUGCAUAGUCAGAUACAAUUCUCAGUGGAAGGAAAAAAUCCACACCUUUAGGACAGUAACCAUUUGGUGUGUGAAGUUCACUCCUCAAAAGGCUGCUGCAUUGCUGACAUAGCGUGAUUUCACCCCAAAGCUGAACAGUCUUUCAGGUUAUCAUUUUUGAAGAAAAACAUUUCUCACACCUAAUCAGGAGCCAACAUCAAUUCAAUAUUGUUGUUUCUGACCCAGCUACAAUGACAUCAAUGACAUGAGUAGAUGGAAUCAUAAAGUCAUACAUGAGUGAUAUGCUCUGAGCUAGAAAUUGUUUACUUACUUAAUCUACCACAUAAAUAAGUAUUGCUAGUUUACUUACUUCUAAGACAAUUAUUUUGCAAAUUUUGUAUAAUUCAUAUGAUUUUAAAUUCAAUUGAAAAUCCUAGAAUUUUUAUUUAAUUUCAACAAUCAGGCAAAUUCAUGGUACAUUGCCUCGAGCAGGGGGGGAUUUAUGAAACCGGGGGAUUGCUUGUAUAAACAUCACUAUAGAGCUCUUAAUCUGUUCCAUUCUUGUAGAGAAAAAAAGUUUCAAGGUUUUGCAUAUUUCCUGUGUGAAACAGGACUUCAGCAUGUCACAACAGUUACAACAUAGACUAGAUGUUAAUCUGAAAUGAGAAUCAUUGCCUGGCACUGAUUCGCAUUUCAGAUCCAGCCACUCCCAGUUUAAAUGCGUUAGUCCCAGAGUUCCCGCCUUUCACUGUCACCUGACUUCCAGGCCCUCCUGCACACCUGUUCCCUAUUCUGUCAUUGGCUUAGAAGUUUUUAUACCAGCCCAUUUCCCAUCAUUCCCCGCCUUUGUCUCUAACCGAUAGUUUUAUGGAUUUUAUUGCCUGUAGUUUCCUCCUGCCUGGUGACUUUUACCUGCUUAUGAUAAGUAACCUGAGCUUCAACAUCAAUCUAGCGCUCUGCUCCCCCCCUCUCAAGGUGCUCCCCUGCCGGUGUGUGUCUCUGCUGCCAUGGAGGUGGGCAGCCUCCCCGUGGAGCUGUGGAGGGUUAUCUUGGCAUAUCUUCCGCUCCCUGACCUGGGCCGCUGCUGCCAGGUGUGCCGAGCCUGGAGGGAGCUCAUCUUCUCCCUAGACAACACCCGCUGGAGACAGCUCUGCUUAGGCUGCUCAGAGUGCCGUCAUCCCAACUGGCCCAGUCAGCCCCACCAGGAGCCCGCGUCCUGGAGAGAUGCCCUGAAGCAGCACGCCCUGUCCACCCGCACCUGGACCCAAAAUGGGCCAGAGCUCCAGUCCUCUGCCUGUCUCCACUUUUUCCGCCGCCGAAAAGACCGCAGGGUUUGGCAUGUGGGUUCCGGAUGCGAGUUUGAGACCCUUCGAGGGGCCCUUGGGGUGGUGGGGCCAUAUGACCGGGUAGUUCUCCACCCAGGGGUGUAUGAGGAGCAGGCUGAGUUGGUGCUGAAGGUUCCUGUGGAGUUGGUUGGACUGGGUCGAUUGGGUGAGGUGGCUCUCCUGGUGUGUAUGGAUCAGCAGUGCCCUACUGCCAGGCUGUGUAAUCUGGUGUUCAUGCCGCCCUGGUUCUCCACUGUGGUCUACAAGACCUCAUGGGGUCACGUCCAACUAGAUAACUGCAACUUUGAGGGGGCUCAGUUGCAAGUCCGUGGCCCGGGAUCCUGCCAGGCUCGCUUCUGCUCCUUCUCGCAAGGCAGCUCUGCUCACUUGCUGGGUGUUGUCCUCAGUUUGAUGGACAGCUGUGACUUUUCGGGUAGUGACACAGCUUCUGUGACUGUUGAAGGUCCUCCAGUGUCCGAAAGGAACUGGGCUUGUAAACAUUUGGUUGCCCUGGCCAGGACGUUCCCAUCAUGUGGCGUAUCUGGGAGUAACAGCCCUCCCAGUGGCCCUCUGCCUGGUUCCACUGGUGGGAAUCAACCCCCAGGUUCAAAUGUUAAAAAGGAGCUUGUGAGCAUAGAAGACUGGCAGAGGAGGAAUGGAGUAGACGCAGCCUGUCAGGGCACAGUGAUUGAAAGCUGGAGUGAUGGAGAUCGCAGCGAGGGAGAGGAGGAGAAUCAAGAUGGAGGAGGAAUAAACAACACCAAAAAAACACUCAAAUUGGAUUACAAAAUCCCUUGUGACCAUCAUGGCCUAUCCCAUUUGCUCAGGCCCCGGCCAGAUGGCUCUAUGCCUCUUGUCUCCUCCCCGGAUCCACCAUCUUUGGCCCCUGAACCCCUCACCUUUCAGCAGGAACUAGACAGGGACCCAGAGGCUCAGAUGUUGGCUGCCUCCACCCUUGGCUGUUUCCUCAGACGCUGCCUCUUCAGGGAAGGGAAGGGUGGCGUGCACGUGUCUAAUUACGGACAAGCUCGUCUGGAGGGCAAUGUUUUCCGUGGGCUGAACUAUGCUGUCCGCUGCAUCCAGAACUCAACAAUAGUGAUGCUGAGAAAUGAAGUGUGUGAGUGCCGAGCAUCAGGUAUUUUCCUGCGCCUCUCUGCUCAGGGCCUCAUCGCCGAAAACAACAUCCAUUCUAAUGGGGAGGCGGGGCUGGACAUCCGAAAAGGGGCUAACCCCAUCAUUCUGUGCAACAGAAUACAUAGUGGUUUGCGUUCAGGGGUUGUUGUCCUUGGCAAUGGGAAAGGUUCAAUUCGGAGCAACCAGAUCUAUAACAACAAGGAAGCAGGCGUGUAUAUUCUCUUCAGCGGUAAUCCUGUGGUCAGUGGGAAUCACAUCUUCCAGGGCCAGGCAGCAGGGAUUGCUAUAAACGAGAAUGGCAGAGGCAUGAUAACAGAGAAUGUCAUCAAAGAAAACCAGUGGGGGGGUGUGGACAUCCGCAGAGGAGGUGACCCAAUCCUUAAGAACAACUACAUCUGUUAUGGCUACUCAGACGGCGUGGUGGUGGGAGAGAGAGGCCGCGGCCUUAUUGAGGGAAACCAUGUCUACUGUAACAAAGGCUGUGGUGUGUGGGUGAUGUCGUCCAGUCUCCCUCAGCUGCUGGGAAACUUCAUCACCCAUAACUGUAUGUACGGGCUGGCCGUGUUCUGCAGGAAAGACCCAGAGAACAUGGAGGGCAACUGGCCAGGACAGGAAGGGAUUGGUGGAGAAGCAGGCAGUGGGGAGAGGAGAGGGGUAGAAGGAGAAAGGAGAGAAGGGCAGGAGAACCUAAAUGAGGAGGGGGAGCUGUUUGCAUGGGAGAGUGAUCUGGACAGUGAGGACGAGCGCCACUCUGCCCGCCGUGCCAUCAGUGUGGCCCUGGUGGAGAGCAACUGCAUGAGCUACAAUGGAGCAGUUGGUCUGUACGUGAAGAGCAGUGAGCCCCUGAAUGUUUUUGCUAAUCUGGUAAACGGUAACCGUGGCACUGGCAUAGCUGUGCUUCAGAGCAGUCAGCUGACCCGACUGGUUACAAACUGCAUCCUUGAAAAUGGUCGAGGUGGUAUUACGGUGGAGAAGGACUGCAGAGUGGAGCUUCGUGGUAACGGCAUCUAUAAAAACUGUGGCCAUGGUGUCAGUUUCUGCGGCAACGGGCAGAUUUUGGAGAAUGAUGUUGUUGGAAACCGGGGUUACGGGAUCCAGGUUUUGGGCGGUGCUGACAUCAAGGUGAUGCGCAACCGUGUCCAGCCAGCACAGGGCUGUGGAGUGGCUGUGCUAGGGCCAGUAAAAGGUGUUGUCCAUGACAACGUCUUGUUCCAGGGCCACCCUGGCAACAAGAAGGAACUUCUUCAUAUGGAUGCUGCCAAUGAGAACUGUGUGUUGCGCAACAACAGUGUUCUAAGGCACAAUCACAGCUGUACAUCUGCUCCUCCCUGGGUUUUGGAAAACCCUCCACCUCGCCCACUGGCCAGCUCCCCUUCUGGUCUCUCCUCGUCCCAAUAUCCCUCCAGACUUGGAAUUUCCAUGACGACCAGGAUCAGCGCCACUGUAGAAAGUGGUUGCCAUAAUGGCAGCAUGUUCUGCUCCAUCCUGUGAAAGCACUUAGAAACCAAUAUGGACUUGUGUUUGUUGUACAUUUGAAGCACGCUGGCCUCCUCAGAGAAGACCUUUUCAAAAAGACGCCCUCUUGUUGAGGUCUAGUAAAGAAGAUGUUCCGAGUAUAACCACUUAAGGGGCAAUCCCCCUUCCAGUACGUUGAGGUGUCACCACAUUUUGUAAAUCUGAAAGAAGAUUUGUAUAACUUAAUGAUCAAACACCAGUGCACUGGUGUUUGAGCAUUUAUCAUUGAUACAUCAUCACAUGUCGACUCUUGAAAUUAAGUUGCAGUAAAACACAUUCAGGCAUUAUCAUCUUCCAACAACUGUUUCCAUACAAAGCUUUAACUUAAUUAUGUUCUUUAACAUUGAUAUUCAUGUGCAGACCUGCUGUAGACUUUGUCCGUUUGCUUCUGAGACUCACUGUUUGGGAAGUGCACAUUUUUAUAAAUCCUAGCAGUAGUCAAAGGUUUCAGAGAUGCCAGCUUCAACCAUGCUGCAAAGUAAAGCUGUGCCUUGUUUGACUUUGUAUUCAAUCAACGAUUGUAGCUAGAUAAUGAGUUGUCAUAGUGUGAGUGUUUAUGCAAAGAUGAAAAAACAAAGCCAAACUCAAGCUUCUGACUCUUGCACAUGGCUGUUUCCUGGUGAGUCUGUGUUUUUGUAUCAUAUCAUCAAUGUUUUUCAAAUGUGAUCAGCUUUCUUUGACUUGAUCAAAUUCACUGAGAUGGGACCCGUUUUCCCUCUAGAUACCAUCGACACACUGCACAGUGACACAACCACACAGACUUGCCUGGUAAAAGCCAGUUUUAGAAGGAAAAAUUAUAAACAGUGUGCAAUAUGUGCUGUCUAAAAUUGUGCCUAUUUGUUUUUACUGUCUACGCUAGAUGUUUUCUGUCAUCUAGAAUUUGUUUACAGCUCAUUCCUCUGCUUUUUUGUAUCUUGCACAGUAAGCAAUAAGUAAAGAUAUCAUGUACAACUCAAGAGGUCACCACUUUAUUUGUCUACAAAAUAAACAGUUAUUGUUUGUGACAUUUCCAAUUA